Molecule: messenger RNA, 1564 nt
Organism: Cuscuta epithymum
Lineage: Eukaryota; Viridiplantae; Streptophyta; Magnoliopsida; Solanales; Convolvulaceae
Source: the annotation of a GenBank genome assembly
GCAGGAGGUAACUUUGAAGCAGGAGAAUCAUUUGCAGGCCCUGCCUUGGCAGAAAGUCCCACGCCAGUAGAACCCAGAGUGUGGAAUUCAUCGUCCAAUCCAUCAAGCAAAUUGAAAGAAGCUUUGGACCUGGUAACCCGUCCCGUCUUUAAGACGUUUCCCCAUUAUUCAUCUUCUUCCUUGCCAUAACUCAAACAACAGUAGUCGCCCACAUUCCAAACAAACAAAACAAUCAGGUCUUCUGUGCGUCGAGCAUCGAGCUACGCUGGAAAAGCGUACUGAGAACGAUGAACAGUGUCCGACCUAGAUAACAGCUAAACAACCUUUCCCCUACUCAAGAACAGGGCCAGUGAGUUCGUCUAAGGAAGAUAAAUUACACAUAGACCAAAGAAUCCAGCAACAAACACUUAAAUCAAUCCUGAAGGGAACAGGAAUUUCCGCGAUUUUUCCGUUGGAUUGUGAGGUUUUGGCCGUGAUUCAGGUUACAAAAUUCAAAUCCAGGCUUGGAAAUGAACUCAGGUGUGAAGAGCGACCAAGACAACCCAAGAAUCCGAGUUCAAUCCAUGAUUCCAAACCAAAUUUGCAGCGCCAGAGCCUGUACGGACGAAAAAGAGCUGGGUCGCAAGUGUACGGACGAAAAACUCUGUUAACACACGUCCAGCCACUUCCUCAUUUUUGGGCACAUUAGGAUAGUGCUUUACUGGGAAGUUGGGAAGUUGCAACCAUUUUUGUUGUUAUAAAUAUCAGAAAAUACCAAAAAGGCUCAAGUUGGUAGAGCCGCCCAAACAUACUGGGUUCUUGUGUCCUGUUUAGUUUCCUUUUGCUUAUUCCUUCAGAAUUUCAGUGAAUGCACACAAACUGUUUGUGUAUUUGCUUAGCCAAAUUCCUGAGUGUUAUUUGAAAGUUUUUCGGUGGUGUAAUCUCAUUUCUUUUAAGCCAAAAAAUAGUGAGUCUUUGGCUCGCAAAUGAUGCAACUGUGUGCAUGAAAGUAUACUGUGGCUGGUUAGUAGUGCCAAUUGAUGCAGAACCCAUGUCGCUUGAUGAGAAGAUAGCCUCACCUCAUAGGAUGUCACAUGCUGCAUUUUCAGUCCCACCUUACAAAAAACUUCACCCCCGAGGAGGCGAUGAAUCACCCGUGAGCUGUUCAACAAUACUACAGCGCCACCGGUUCCUCCUUAUCACCAUGGGCUUGCUGACUUUCAUCUGCAUCGUCUAUCUCUACUUUGCUGUCACCUUAGGAUCUGAUGACUCCUGCUCUGGGCUGACUGCUACUGAAAAGGCAGCUUCUCUUUUGGAGCGCAGCGGAGCUUCUCUGGCGGCAAAAGAAAAAUUGUAGCUUUAGCAUUACUAUUAUAUUUGAGUAUUUGUAUUAGCUAAUAAAAGGUUGUUAACUCGUAGUAUUUGUAAUAUUAAAUAAAAUCUUAUAAUUACCAAUGGGGGUUAGAGCAAUUUAGGGAUGAAAAAAAUGUUGGUGUAACUGAGUAGCUUCAUGAGGUGGUACACUAUGGUUUAGCAUUUGUACUCUAUUCUCUUCAAUAAAGCAUUUUUACUUUAUUAAAUAAAC